This is a messenger RNA of Chanos chanos (milkfish), 507 nucleotides long. It is a transcript of the gene ppp1r1c, whose product is annotated as protein phosphatase 1, regulatory (inhibitor) subunit 1C. Gene Ontology annotation, molecular function: protein phosphatase inhibitor activity. Bases 1 to 507 code for a protein of 168 amino acids. Gene Ontology annotation, biological process: intracellular signal transduction. Gene Ontology annotation, cellular component: cytoplasm. The transcript has 6 exons. The record is from RefSeq and is a predicted model, not a curated record. NCBI's taxonomy places the organism in Eukaryota, Metazoa, Chordata, Actinopteri, Gonorynchiformes, Chanidae.
AUGGAGCCCAACAGUCCUAAGAAGAUCCAGUUUGCUGUGCCUCUAUUCCAGAGUCAGUUGGAUCCUCAGGCUGCGGAGCAUAUUCGCAAAAGGAGACCGACGCCCGCCACACUGGUCAUUUACAACGACCCCAGUGCACCAGAUGACAAACAGACAACAAGCAGUCAAGGAGAGGCUCCCGGUACCCAGCUGUCUCCUGCCCAGAGAAAGCAGAGUGUAUACACACCACCAACCGUGAGAGAACUCCAGCUGGUGAUGGAGCAGCGCCUUCAGAUGCAGGAGCAGAUGGAGACAGGGCACUGUGACAGCCCAGACACGCCCAGUCCCGUUACAGCGCAGCACUAUGGUAACGCAGCUCAGUGGGCCAAUCACAGCGGCCCACAGCCCAGCGGGUCUUAUGUCAGUUCGGAGUUUCAGCUAGCCAACAGUGAGGCUGGGGGAGAGUCUUCAGAGACUUCAGAGUGUCAGGAGAAAAACAUGUCAAGUCCGUCCUCUAUUUCCCGAUAA